Messenger RNA from Geosmithia morbida, 831 nucleotides. RefSeq names its product 1,4-Dihydroxy-2-naphthoyl-CoA synthase. Bases 1 to 831 code for a protein of 276 amino acids. The record is from RefSeq and is a predicted model, not a curated record. Lineage: Eukaryota; Fungi; Ascomycota; Sordariomycetes; Hypocreales; Bionectriaceae. Gene Ontology annotation, molecular function: enoyl-CoA hydratase activity. Gene Ontology annotation, cellular component: mitochondrion. Gene Ontology annotation, biological process: fatty acid beta-oxidation. The transcript is spliced from 2 exons.
AUGCCGGAUUUCGCCUCCCCACCGCCAGCCUGCAAGGUUGCAGAGCUGGGCUUCCCAGCCCCCCACGUCAUGCUCGUCACCAUCAACCGUCAACGAGCCAUGAACUCGAUCACCAUGGACGGCCACUGGGAGGGUAGGGCCAUAUGGGACUGGUACGACGACGAGCCCUCGCUCAGGGUCGCCGUCCUGACGGGGAGGGGGGACAAAGCCUUCUCUGCGGGCGCCGAUCUGUUAGAGGUGAGAACCAUCAGGGCGGACGGCGACGGCAGCCAGAUCCGACCGAUGCCGCCCAGCGGCUUCUUUGGCGUCAGUCGCCGUACGGGGAAGAAGCCCAUCAUUGCUGCGGUGAAUGGGUACGCCUUUGGCGGAGGCUUCGAAAUUGUCCUCAACUGUGACCUCGUCGUGGCAUCGCCGUCUGCAACAUUCAGCCUCCCCGAGUCAACCAGAGGCCUGUAUGCCGCAGCGGGCGGUCUGCCUCGGCUCGUCAGGAGUUUCGGCAUGCACACGGCCAGCGAGAUCGCCAUGACGGGUCGCAUCCUGUCGGCCCAAGAGAUGGAGCGCCACGGGCUCGCGCGAGUGGCCAAGUCUCCCGACACGCUCAUCGAUGAGGCGUUCGAGCUGGCUUCUAGUAUCGUGGCGCAGUCGCCCGACGCCAUCAUCGUCACGCGCGCCGGCCUGCGCCAGGCCUGGGAGACGGGAAGCGUCGAGAGGGCCUUCCAGCUGGUGGAUGAGCGCUACGGGAAGGGACUGUUUGAGGGAGAUAAUCUCAAGAUUGGCCUGUCGGCUUUUGCAGAGAAGAAGAAGCCUGAAUGGGUGCCGUCGAAACUCUGA